UUUGCGUGCCUGUCGUUUGGCGCCAUGUCAGCACCGGUGCCGUGAAUCCCCCCACCCGCGACGAGGCCAAGAUGUCGUGCUGAGGGAACCGAAUGGCGCCGUCUAAAAAUUCGUGAUAAAGCCGCCGAUUUCUCGCCAGUUUCUGAAGAUGGCCUACGUAAAAGUGCCUGCGCACGGAUGCCAGCAGCACGAUUACCCGGGCGGCGGUGUGGCGACUUGUCAGCACAUCUCGAGUAGCUGCUGCCCUUCUUUCUCCGGCGGCGAGGGCAGCUUCGCCGAGUGGCGGUGCAGCCAGUGCUGCGUGUCGCGGCCCCACUGCAGCACGGCCGACUCGCCGCCCCCCGUCAGCCCCUCGCAGGCAGCCGCAUCCACGAUUGACGGGAGGAAAAAUCGAGCAGGGUUCUUCGGUGAGGGUGAGGGCAAGUGCCUGAUGGAAAGCAGACUGAUGGGCAGCAGCUCGGAAAACCGCGAGCACGCCUGCGCUAGGGAGGCCUUCCCUAGGGCUGGCAACAGUCAGGUGCUGGGUGAGAUCCAGUCCAGUGCCGCCGAUGAGCUCUCCAAGGCCUCGCACCUCCUCAAAGAAUCGGCCGCUGCUCUUGACAACUGGCCUGACCGACAGCAAGAGUUGGAAGCUGUUCGCUCGCAACUGCGACCUCUGAGACAUCACUCGACCUUCCACAAGCAAGAAACCAAACGGAUGCGUACUGAGCCUUUGCUGAUCGCCCCAGCGGCCUCUGCUGCAGCCACCAAACGGCCAAGAGAAGUCUCUCCAAGCAUGCCGGCCGUCCAGCGCCUCUGGGAGUCAAACAGCAAUAUUGCUGACAACGAAUCCAGUGACAUCCCAAUUGAUGAUGAGUAUGAGGACGAAGAGCUGCAGACUGUGUCUGAUGAGUCGAGCGAUCCAGGCUCCAAUACUCCAUCGGUGGUUGGAGAAACCUUGGGCAGUAUAUCACUAACCGACUCUGCGCUGUCCAAGACCUCGAGUUGUAGUGGUCUGACAGCCCCGAGCCUCGCCACCAAGACAGGGAAUCAAAAUGAGCCACCGUUGAGGAACAGUUUGUUCUCAUAUGUGCCGCCAUAUGUGCGCUUCCAAAUGCCAAUCGAUGGGGCACAGGGUGAAGAAAUUGGCCUCCCUGCAGAGGUUAAGAGACUGCUCAAGUGGAAGCUCAGUCCCAUAACUCCGCUUGUUGUCAGGAGGACUCUGCUGCGUUCAAACUUCAGAUUAGUAAAAACAACAAAUGAUUGGGCUGGCACUUGGGGAAAACAUAUGAAGUCGGCACUGUUUACUAGCAUCAAAGACUACCAGAAGAUGAACCACUUCCCAGGCACCUUUCAAAUUGGCCGCAAAGACCGCCUGUGGCGCAACCUGCACAAGCUAAUGCAGAAGUUUGGCAAAAAGGAGUUUGGCUUCAUGCCCAAGACCUACGUUCUACCUCAAGAUCUCCGCCUCCUUCGCCAAGCGUGGGAGAAGACUUGCGGCAUUGAAAAGUGGAUAGUUAAGCCGCCGGCGUCAGCAAGAGGGACAGGAAUUCGUGUUGUGCACAAGUGGUCGCAGAUCCCAAAGAAGCGUCCGCUAGUGGUGCAGCGUUACAUUGCGCAACCAUACCUCAUCAAUGGCAGCAAGUUUGACCUGCGAUUGUAUGUGUUCGUGAGCAGCGUCGACCCUCUGCGCAUCUACCUCUACGACGAUGGUCUCGUCAGAUUUGCCUCUGUGAAAUACUCGAAUGAUAUGAGCAGCCUUCAUGACCGCUACAUGCACCUCACAAACUACAGCAUCAACAAGAAUAGUUCUCAUUACACACAGAACGAGGACGCCGACGCUUGCCAGGGACAUAAAUGGACUGUGAAAUCGCUGUGGACAUAUUUGGCACAGCAAGGAGUGAAUGUGAAUGAGCUGUGGUCUCGACUGGAGGAUCUGGUGGUAAAGACCAUAAUCAGUGGUGAAUCCUCAAUUGCGCCACUCAUUCGAGAACAUGUUUCCUCACGCUACUGUUGCUACGAGCUGUUUGGGGUUGACGUCUUACUAGACGAGCACCUCAAUCCGUGGCUCUUGGAGGUGAAUAUCUCACCCUCGCUGCACUCUUCCUCCCCACUUGACCAGGCUGUGAAAGGACCAAUGGUGUGCAAUUUGCUCAAUAUGGCUGGCUACCACAUUCCCAACAAGCUCCCAUCCUCCAUGCAGAAAGACUUCCUGCGUAAUCUUGCUCCUGAUGUCAAAACAAAUCAGCUGUGCAUUGACAACCGACUCUACUACAUUGGUCUUUCCCGCGAUGAGGCUGCCAAACAGCUCUUCUUUACCAAAGAGGCCUACCAGCGGGAAGACUACCUGGGCCAAAUUCUGCAAAACUUAUCUGCAGACGAUGUACGGCACUUGGUGCAGGCUGAGGAUGAACUGACGCAGGCCGGAGGCUUCAUCAGGGUCUUCCCAACUCCGUACACUCACCGCUACCACCAGUUUUUCGAGGGGCCGCGUUACUAUAACAUGCUUUUCGAUGCAUGGGAGACGCGAUACAACUCUAAUAGAUCCCCAGGAAUUUCAUUACUGGAAGACUUGUGCAAGCAGAAGUACCACCUAAACAUACCAGCGCUGAGUGCCCGCGCCAAGUCGUCUGCAGAAACGGAAUCAGCGACGGAGACAGCGUUGGAGAGCAAAGCACUGCAAGUUCCUGCACCCUCUGAAGAGCCGCAACAUGCAGAGAGUGUCCUGAUUCAGUCCAUUGAAGAGUCCCAAGUUCUAUCUAAUCCAAUGACGACAAAGUCUGCUAGAGCGUUAGCACAACAGGCACUAAUGAAGGCCAAAAAGCACCACUUCCCCUGCUGGCGACGCACCUACUGCUUUUCGGCUCUGUCGUCGCGCUGCUUCAAAGCCACCAGGGCCAAGCUGCAAAAGACAAUGACCAAAAGCAACUCAGCGUGACCCUCGUGCCUUGCCUGAAGAAGCGCUCCUCCAGUGAAGUGCACACACUAUCAAGUUGUCAGUCAAUGUUGGGAGAAAAAUCACUAUUUUGCAUGUACUACUUAUUGUUGCUAGCUUGUAGCUCAAGACACUAUUUUAUGACAAACACGCAUUUUGCCAGCUAGCCUCGAUUGACUUGUUUUAUAGAACGAAAAUGCUCAUUCGGUGUUUUAGAUCCAUAAAGACUCCCUCAAACGCUUUGAACUCAUUUAAUUGUAAUGCGAGAAAAUUUAAUAAUGAUUAAAUCAAUUAACCAAAAAAACAAGCGUUGAUUCCCAGGAUUUAUUUAUAAAAAAAUUAUUUAGGAAUAAAAUUUUUUUAAUAAACUGGAAA
Molecule: messenger RNA, 3289 nt
Organism: Neocloeon triangulifer
Lineage: Eukaryota; Metazoa; Arthropoda; Insecta; Ephemeroptera; Baetidae
Product: tubulin monoglutamylase TTLL4-like
Exons: 16
Coding region: 149-2917 (922 amino acids)
Biological process (GO): protein polyglutamylation; microtubule cytoskeleton organization
Cellular component (GO): cilium
Molecular function (GO): tubulin binding; tubulin-glutamic acid ligase activity
Source: RefSeq, a predicted model, not a curated record